GCGCUCAGCUGUGCGGUAAACAGCGGCGGCGAGCGGCUGCGGACUGAUGCCGAAAACAGCGCGGGCUCGACGGUCAUCAGGAGGAGACAUGCACGCUGCAGCCGCCCACAGACCCGCGGACACCCUGAGCAACAGCCUGCGGCACUGAUGAAGCCUCCUCUGCCGGAGCCACAGCGGGCCGAAGGGCGGAUAGAGGAGAGAGAGGAUGUACUGGCGCGUGGGCUUCGGCUGGAGCCGCUCGUGCGCGCUUGAGCUCGGCCGGAACAGGAGCUUCUCCCUCGGCCUCUGCAGGUCCGACGAGCAUAUGUCUUUGCAUGGGUUCAUCAUCGCCUACCCGCUGCAGGAGUACGGGGGGAUCAUGUCCGCGCUAGGGGUCGACUCCUGGUGGAGGAAAACGCUCUACAUCACCGGGGGCGCGCUGCUCGCCGCCGCUGCCUAUUUACUACACGAGCUGCUUGUCAUUAGGAAGGAACAGGAGUUGGACUCUGAAGACACCAUCAUUCUGCAUCAGUUUGCCCGGCCCAAAACUGGGGUCCCAAGCCUGUCACCCUUCUGCCUGAAGAUAGAGACGUACCUGCGCAUGGCUGACCUGCCCUAUCAGAACUACUUUGAUGGCCAGCUGUCUCCUCAAGGGAAGAUGCCUUGGAUUGCGUAUAAUAAAGAGCAGGUUUGUGGGACGGAGUUUAUCAUCGACUUCCUGGAGGAGCAGCUCGGGGUGAACCUGAACUCCAGCCUGAGUCCUCAAGAAAAAGCCAUCUCACGCGCCAUCACCAAAAUGGUGGAGGAACACUUUUACUGGACAAUAGCGUACUGUCAGUGGGUGGACAAUGUAGAGGAGACCCAGAAGAUGUUGUCCACGAACGGGCCGCUGAGUGACCUGCUCCGGCAGAUCCUCAGUCAGGUGACCGGUGGUAUCGUGAAGAGGGAGAUGUACGGCCAUGGCAUCGGACGCUUCUCCAGAGAUGAGGUUUAUAAGCUGAUGGAGAAAGACAUGCGCACACUGGCCACCCUUCUUGGCAAUAAAAAGUACCUUAUGGGUCAGACGUUUUCCACAGUGGAUGCUGCUGUAUUCGGUCAUCUUGCCCAGGCCAUGUGGACUCUUCCAGGAACACGUCCAGAACAGUUAAUCAAAGGUGAGUUCAUAAACCUAGCCAUGUACUGCGAGCGAAUCCGUCGCAAAUUCUGGCCUGAGUGGUUUGUGGAUGUGGAUGACCUUUACUACGACGGGCUGAGCGAAGAGCCGGAUUCUCCCUCCCAGCUCCAGGAUUUGGGUCUGCACUCACGCAGUUUCCAGGAGCAGGAGAGCAGCGUUUCUCACCAGGACACGCUGUCACCGGACAGCGACAUCACCGGGCGCUCUCUGUGUGACUCUGAUAUGGACACCGAAUGCUCAGUCUCAGAGGCGGAGCUACUGAAGUGAUGACCUCACCCUUUUUGAUGAUGUGUCUGCACGGGCCCCGCCCCCCCCCAUUUAUUGUCCCAUACCCUUUAUUAGGGGAUGGGCUGGUCAGGAACAGUAGCGUAUUUUUCCUGGAAGGAAUUCUGAUGAUGUUAUAGAGGAUUUUUAUUGAUUGAAGCAAAAGCCAGACCAGAGGGAAGUCAGGAAGACGUGCUGAAUAUUGGAGUGAAUGAUGCAUCAGCUGAAUCACUCCUCCUGUGGAUGUGACAUCAUCACCUGUGACCACUUCCCAAUCACUGCGUGUGUUUGUAGCUAGACUGCAUUUUUCUUACAUUCUCCCGGGAUUUGGUAUUGUAUGGGUAGUCCGACUGAAAUGACUAAAGAGUGUGUAGAUAUACUUACUGUAUGAAGUGAAGCGGCUCAAUUUUUGUGGUCAAUUUACAGUUCAUGCCCUGUUCUAUUCUGUCAAACCUAUAACUAGUGAUAAUUUUAUUUUCUUUAAAGUGUCGCAGAUUUCCCACUGCUAGAUUAAUGGUUAUAAUAUGGCCGUUUAUGCAAUGCAUUGAUGAAUAGUUCACCCAAACAAAUGAAAAGAUUUUGAAUAGUUUCUUGUCUGCAUGACU
This is a messenger RNA of Danio aesculapii, 2022 nucleotides long. RefSeq names its product failed axon connections homolog, metaxin like GST domain containing a (gene faxca). NCBI's taxonomy places the organism in Eukaryota, Metazoa, Chordata, Actinopteri, Cypriniformes, Danionidae. Bases 206 to 1420 code for a protein of 404 amino acids. The transcript has 6 exons. Gene Ontology annotation, cellular component: cytoplasm. The record is from RefSeq and is a predicted model, not a curated record.